AUGAUAUCAAAAUUCUUAAAUAAAUCGCAAAAUAUUCAAUAUUUAGAAAUUCAACUGUGCGAAAAUUAUGUGGGAGAUCAAGGUGCUAUGUUUAUUGGAACAAGACUAGUAGAAGAUUGUGUAAAUAUAAGAAUUUUAGAGAUUGGCAUAAGCGAAAAUAAUAUUAGCCUGUAGGGAGUAGAAAAUCUAUUAAUAAAUAUAAAUAAAUUAUUUAAUCUGACUUAAUUGGAUAUUAGUUUAAGUGCUAAUAAUAUUGGAGACGAAGGAGCAUAAAUGGUUGGAAUAAAAUUAGGACAAUGCUCAGCUAUCUCUUUUUUAUAAAUUGGAUUAGAGGAUUGUAAUAUAGGAGAUCAAGGUAUUUUUAGCUUAAUAAAAGGAUUAAGAAAUUGUGAAACUUUGACUAUUUUGCAAACAAAUAAUAUUACUGAUAUUAGAGCAUCAUAUUUUGCAACAGAAAUUGUAAAAUAUGCAAAAUUGACAAAGUUAAAAAUCUACUUACAAUUCAAUUAAAUUACUGAAGUUGGAGAAUCAAGUUUGGCUAUCGGCUUUAGCUAAAUUUAAAGCUUAUUAUUAUUGGAUAUUGAAUUAAAAAAGCCUUAAUAAACUGUCAAAACAUUCGAAUUAUUAAAAUUUCAUUCAUGUAAUAACUUUAAAAAGAUAUUGUGA
Molecule: messenger RNA, 666 nt
Organism: Tetrahymena thermophila SB210
Lineage: Eukaryota; Ciliophora; Oligohymenophorea; Hymenostomatida; Tetrahymenidae
Product: kinase domain protein
Exons: 9
Molecular function (GO): protein binding
Source: RefSeq, a predicted model, not a curated record